AUGAAAUACACUGCUGCAACAUUCACUGUUGCCAUGAGCAAUCUUCUUCCUGCCAUGGCAUUUAUAAUGGCUUGGAUUUUCAGGAAGCUCCAUAGCCAGGCAAAGAUAGUGGGAAACCUAGUGGCAGUUGGGGGAGGAAUUAUAAUGGCAUUUGUAAAAGGAACCCUCCUGGACUUGCCAUGGACGAAUGGAAGAAGCAUAAUUUUUAAGAAAUCAGCAACUGAUGUAGAACAUACAGAUCUAAUGAAGGGUGCUGUAAUAAUCAUAGCACAUAUAUUAAGAUCCUACCCUUCAGUGCUGGGUCUGGCAGCUUUGGUAUGCAUGUUAAGUUCCGUGGAAAGCAUCAUACUAGCCUUCCCAGUUGAAAGAGGAAACACAAAAAUCUGGUCAAUCUUCAACCCAGAUGCCAAACUUUUAGCCGUGAUUUAUGGUGGAAUAAUGUCCUGCUCAACCUAUAUCAUAAUGGGCUGGGUAAUAAAGAAAAAUGGACCAGUUUUUGCGACAUAUAAUAGGGCAACGAAAGAUGAAGAUGUGCUAAGUUUGAUUAUGCAGUUAAUGUCUAAUAAAGAGGCUGUAGAUUGUGUCAGGGAUUUGGAUGAGGCUCAAGAAAAAUCGGAGAAGUCAAUUGAAGAGGCUUUGUCAAGGAGAAGUCAUGUGUAG
Mangifera indica (mango) is the source of this 660-nucleotide messenger RNA. RefSeq names its product WAT1-related protein At2g39510-like. The transcript has 5 exons. Lineage: Eukaryota; Viridiplantae; Streptophyta; Magnoliopsida; Sapindales; Anacardiaceae. Gene Ontology annotation, cellular component: plasma membrane. Gene Ontology annotation, molecular function: transmembrane transporter activity. The coding region runs from base 1 to 660 and encodes 219 amino acids. The record is from RefSeq and is a predicted model, not a curated record.